CCUGGCCAAUCUCCCUGGCGGAUAAGCGCCAUCCCGCUUGAGGAGCAACAACAACAACAACAAUCAUCGUCGUCGUUUCGAAGGGAAGACCGCAUGCCAUCGACAUAAUCAUCAUCAUUUUUUUCGAAUCCCGUCACAUUUGACGUCGAGGUCUUUUUGUAUUAUUUUAGCGGCACGUUAUUGAGCAACCGUAACGAUGAAGGCAGGCUCUGACUCAACCAAAGAUACCACAGGAUCGGUGUCAACGAACUCCGAGAAGACUACUGGUGUGGACCGUUACCUGCGCACUCCCGCCGAGAAGAUGCUGUUGCGAUGGGUGCUUGCCUGGCUUAUACUCGCAAUGGUCGCCACCGCUGUUCUGCUUGUGUUUCUACUACAGCUGAAUAAAUAUCGCGUCGUCGACGACAAGCUCAAGGUAACGUUGGAACUGCAGCGGAGACUCACUAGAAAGGUCUACUCGAAGUCCGACGAAGUUUCCAGGAUGAUCAUCAACGAAACUUCGAGUGAUAAAAUCAAGGACACGCUCAGGUCUCUCGUGCGUGAGGCCUCCAGUGGUCAACAGAAGGUGCUGGAUUACGUAAAGAACAUGUGGACGUCGCACGGCAUGGACCACACUGACCUGUUCACUUACGGCGUGCUAAUGAGCUUGCCAGACCCUAACAAUGAAAACAAGGUGGAGCUGUACAAAGAUGGUGUGUCUUCUUUCACGGCCACUAACCAAGAAGUUCCUGUUCCUGAAACUCAAAUGUCCAAUGGCCCACCCUUCUACGCCUAUGCUGCAGCAGGAGACGUCAAGGAAGCUUACAUCUACGUGAAUUACGGCAGAAUGUCUGACCUCAACUAUCUGGAGAACCGGGGAAUUGCAGUACAGGGAAAGAUUUUUGUCGGGCGCCUUGGAAAGAUAAUGCCUGCGAAGAAGGCACAAAAUGCGGAAAAAGCGGGAGCAGCGGCACUGGUUUUGUUCAUGGACCCGAAGGACGUUGGGCCACGAGGCAACGGUCAAGGACCGUUCCCAGACUCCUGGUGGGUCGGGGGCAGUGCUCUGCAUAGGGGCAGCGUUGCGUACGUCGGAGGGGAUCCGUCUACUCCUGGGUACCCUUCCAGAGCUGGAUUUUACAAAGUUCCUACGGACAACGCGAUGCUACCAAAGAUUCCAUGUCAACCUAUAGGAUACGACGACGCCAGAACAAUUCUUGGGGAGCUCAAUUCUAACGCCUGUCCAGAUAAAUGGAAGCCACAGUUGUCGAUUCCCUGCAACAUUGACUCUUCUAGCGACUUGCAGCUCCGGGUGGCUGUAUACAACAAGCUUCAGAGCACAACGAUAACGAACAUCGUUGCGACCAUCAAUGGAAGCAAAGAAGCUGACCGCCUUGUGAUGGUGGGCCACCAUCUGGACUCCGUCACCAAGAUAUCGGCGUCAGAUCCCUUGCUGGGCAUCAGUCAGCUCCUGGAAGUGACACGAGUCUUCGGACAUCUACUAUCAAAAGGGUGGCGCCCCGAACGCACGUUGGUGUUCUCCCUAUGGGACGGUGAAGAACAGGGCAUGCUCGGCUCUACAGAAUGGGUAGAGGAUCACAUGGCCAGCCUCAGGUCACGGGCUGUCCUCUACAUCGGCACUGACGUGCUCUCUGGGGACCGUUUCCGACCGAGGUCUUCACCGGCUAUAGCGGCUUCAAUCCGCCGCACGGCUUCAAUUACUCCACAUCACAAGGACAUGGCUUUAACAUUGCUAGACUCAUGGUCUGCCGACCCCACGGCGAAGAAAAACACUCAAACGCAACCACUCUCCUGGCCUAUCGUAGGACGAUCGGACGACGCGGCGUUCGUUUUCAGUGCUGGAGUUUCAACAGCCUUCAUGCACUUUACGCAGCGACCUGGUAAGGCCUUCCCCGCCCACCACACCGGGUAUGACACAUACGAGAUGGUGGAGAAGUACGUAGACCCCGGAUUCCUUGUGAGCCGCAUGUCGGCGCAGAUGAUGGCAGGCCUGGCACGUCAAUGGGCGGAUCGCUCACUUCUGCCGUAUGAGCUCAGGGAACUUUCCUACGAGAUCAGGGUUGGACUGGAUACCUUUUUUUCCAAGCACAAGAAUACCAUUAACUCUCUUCAGCUUGAUCUGAGUGCUCCAUUCAAGGCUGCAUCGGAGUUCAUCCAUGCUACUGAGAGAUUCAUGAACUUGACAAAGCAUUUGGACCUACUUAACCCUAUCAUGAUCCGUGUUGCCAACGACAUCAUGAUGAAGAUAGAGAAGAUAUUCAUCUGUCCAGGUGGAAUUCCCAGUAGGGAUAUUACACUGAGGAAUCUCGUAUACUCCCCUGAUGGAGUCAUGUUCCCUGGGAUGCAAGAUGCGAUAAUGAGAAAUCCCGUGGACGUGGAUGCUUUCGGCCGCCAGGUGGCCCUGCUCACUGAAGUGCUCUGUCAAGCUUCUCGCCAUCUCCUCCUGUCACCCGUGUGAAUAAAUUCAUAGAUAACA
Ornithodoros turicata is the source of this 2473-nucleotide messenger RNA. Its product is annotated as N-acetylated-alpha-linked acidic dipeptidase 2-like. The record is from RefSeq and is a predicted model, not a curated record. Gene Ontology annotation, molecular function: carboxypeptidase activity. NCBI's taxonomy places the organism in Eukaryota, Metazoa, Arthropoda, Arachnida, Ixodida, Argasidae. The coding region runs from base 197 to 2455 and encodes 752 amino acids. The transcript has 19 exons.